Molecule: messenger RNA, 2861 nt
Organism: Anguilla anguilla (European eel)
Lineage: Eukaryota; Metazoa; Chordata; Actinopteri; Anguilliformes; Anguillidae
Gene: tmem63a
Product: transmembrane protein 63A
Exons: 23
Coding region: 143-2587 (814 amino acids)
Cellular component (GO): plasma membrane
Molecular function (GO): nucleic acid binding; calcium-activated cation channel activity
Source: RefSeq, a predicted model, not a curated record
GGUCAAAGUGAGUAGACUACAUGUAUACGGGUAUGGGCGUACAUGUUAUUCUCACUAUGACGAAGUUAGCUUGCCAGCUGCCUAUUUCUUGUUAAUUCACUUAUCAAAGUACGACAGAGCCUAAAGGUUAGUAGGAGUGCCUAUGGGCUCGCCGUGGUGGGAGCGGUUCUCUCUGCUCGCGGACAAUGGCACUGCAGGCAACGACACGGGCAGCUGCUUCAGCGCGACUGAGAGCACUGUGCUACGCGGGGUCAACUUCGGCGGUGUGCCGGUCGUACUGCUGCUGGAUUUCAUUGUUUUCAUGGUGCUGCUUGGACUCUUUGCGAUCAUCAGGAGGAAGCUGUGGGACUAUGGACGCCUAGCGUUAGUUGCCGAGGGCAGCGGGUUCGGCGAGACGUCACAUCGCCGCUAUGGCCGCCUGUCCUCCCGCAUGUCCAGCGUUGAAGAGCAGGACCUAGAGAUGGCGAGGGAGCAGGGAUUCUGCUCCUGGCUGCCUUUCGUUGUCCGUAUGAGCGAGGAGACGAUCAAGGAGCGGUGUGGCAGCGACGCUGUGCAUUACCUGUCCUUCCAGCGCCACCUCAUCGCUCUGCUCACCAUCAUCUGCGUGACGUCCGUGGCCAUCAUACUGCCUGUCAACCUGUCGGGCGAUCUGUUGGGUAAUGAUCCUUACAGUUUUGGAAGAACCACCAUUGGCAAUCUUCAGAAGGACGACGACCUGCUGUGGCUGCACACAGUGUUUGCAGUUCUCUACUUGAUUCUAACGGUGGUAGUGCUGCGAUGGCACACCUCCAAAAUUAAGGCUAUCCGGACAGACAUGGACAGGAGAACUCUCUUUGUGUGCUCCAUUCCUAAAAACACCAGUGAGGAGCGUAUAAAGACACAUUUCAGCGAGGCAUACCCUACCUGUCACGUGUCUGAAGUGCACCUGUGCUACGAUGUGGCCAAGCUGAUCAACCUGGAAAAGCAAAGGAAGCGCGCUGAGAAAAACCUGCUGUACUACCAGAAGAUUCUGGCACAACAGGGUGAGAGGGAAGUGAUCAAUCCCCGGCCCUGUGGGCAGCUCUGCUGCUGCGCAACCUGUGGCUGCGAGAGGGUGGAUGCCAUUGACUUCUACAGCGAACAGGAGGCCGCGUUCCUGGAGGCGGUGAAGAGGCAGAGGGAGCAGGUGCCGCAGCAGCCGCUGGGCCUGGCCUUCAUCACUCUUAACACUGAAGCCACAGCUGCUUAUAUCCUGAAGGACUUCAAUGCCCUGAAUUGUGCGAGUGGGUCUGAAGGCAUGUCCAAUGGGGGUGCGGUUCGAUGUGGGUGUGGCCGGGAGCCCCAGCCCUCCUCUGAGAGCCGGGCCCUGAGAGUGGCCCACUGGAGAGUCAGCUAUGCCCCCCACCCCAGCAACAUAUACUGGGAGAACCUGACCUUGCAGGGCUUUCGCUGGUGGCUUCGCUGUUUGCUGCUCAACUUCUUCCUCUUCUUCCUCCUGUUUUUCCUUACAACCCCCUCCAUCAUCAUCAGCACCAUGGAUAAGUUCAAUGUCACCAAGCCAAUCUACUACCUCAAUAGUGCGGUGAUCAGCCAGUUCUUCCCCACAUUGCUGCUGUGGUCAUUCUCCGCUCUUCUACCCACGGUGGUGUACUACUCCACGCUAGGGGAGUCUCACUGGACCAGGUCAAGUGAGAACAAGACUAUGAUGUACAAACUCUACAUCUUCCUCCUUUUCAUGGUGCUGAUAUUGCCCUCAUUGGGGCUUACCAGUUUGGACGUCUUCUUUCGAUGGCUGUUCGACACUAAGUUUUUGUCUCAGGGGACGCUUAGGUUUGAGUGUGUGUUCCUGCCGGAUCAGGGAGCGUUCUUUGUGAACUACGUCAUCGCGGCGGCGCUGGUCGGGUCGGGGAUGGAGCUGCUGCGCUUGCCCGGGCUGCUGCUGUACACCGUGCGCAUGGCGCUGGCCACCUCUGCCGCCGAGAGGAAGUACAUCAAGCAGAAUCAGGCGUACGAGUUUGAAUAUGGGGCCAUGUACGGCUGGACCCUGUGUGUCUUCACCGUCAUCAUGGCCUACAGCAUCACCUGUCCUGUUAUUGUGCCUUUUGGCCUCCUGUACGCCAUACUCAAGCACCUGGUGGACAAGCACAACCUCUACUUCGCCUACCUGCCCACUCGCCUGGACAGGCAGGUGCACCUGGGCGCCGUCAACCAGGCCAUGGCCGCGCCCAUCAUCUGCCUGCUCUGGCUCUACUUCUUCUCCGUCAUCCGCACAGGGUUCAUGGCGGGCACUUCCCUCUUCACCUUAAUCAUUCUCUGCGUGACCAUCUUCAUCUGCAUCUGCUACAACUGCUUCGGACACUUCAAGUACCUGAGUCCCCACAACUACAACGUUAAGGAAGACGGUGAUGAUCUUGGGGAAGAAACAUCAGUGGAACCCUCAGGUUCGGUGUACCUACCCAGAGUUCUGCAGUCCUCGUUCCCAUUGGCUCCCUCUCCUGCAAGGCAACAGGAGCAGUCAUACGGGGCGCUGGAGGAUAACCCCCUACCCUUCACGUUUGAAGGCGACGAAGCCAGUCUGGUCUCACCCAGCUUGGAACAGCCAGAAUAAGCCAUAGCAUUAAGUUCAUUGAGUCACAUGCCAAUAGUUGUUACUUAGUCUUCUGAUUUAGGUUGUGGUUGGCACGACCACAAAAUUGCGUUUCUCUAUACUGCAUAUGUGGGCCACAGUGAGUCCCCUUUGCUGUACCUGGAACCGCACCGUCACCCCUUGCUAGCCUGACCCCUCUUGUGAUCUUGCACUGUGCGUGCUCCAUCCUCCGGGGUUGACUCUGGAGCCACACACGAGCCCCCCUGUGUGGGUGGGGACUCGACCCCCCCCCCCC